Molecule: messenger RNA, 5594 nt
Organism: Dermacentor albipictus
Lineage: Eukaryota; Metazoa; Arthropoda; Arachnida; Ixodida; Ixodidae
Product: trans-Golgi network integral membrane protein 1-like
Source: RefSeq, a predicted model, not a curated record
UCGUGAUAGUCAUAAAUAUUCUAUCUGCAUGUGCAACACCUCGCCUGUGGUACUAGUACCUGUACGUGUGUUAACUUAUAGUCGUAAUUAAUGAACAAAACCUGACAACACAGCACGCAAUAACGAAGGCCUCUUUUGAUGAAACGGUGAAAUCUAGCCAGUGCCCUGAAGUGGAGCCGUUUCACUAGUUCGUAUCGGUUGCGCCCUGAGAGCGACAGAGGCAACCGUGGAGGCAACAGUGGUUGCGAUUGCAGCAGUUCGGUUUGUCGUAUCGUGGUACAUCAAAACUAGUGGCCGGUUAAUUAACUGAGGACGCGCGAACAAGUAUUCGUCGAAAUUGUCGCUACAAUGGGAGUCCCGAAGCUCUCAAGUGGAACUGCUUACCUUUUGCUCUGGCUCUUCGUUGUCCGUAGCGUGCAAGUUUGUGUUCUUGCAAAUGCUUUGAAAGGAAAUCCAAAGGCUGAUAAAAGUGAAGCAUCAGAGAGCACAACUUCAUUAGGCAUAGCAGUAACAAAACAUGAUGCAAACAGUGCACCAAACAGAAUCACUGCAGGCCUAGCAGGAAGCAAAGCCGAUGAACAAAUCAAGUCUGUUCCUGACACCGAGAAAGUUUACAUUGAGAAAAAUGUAAAGCUUAAAGAUAGCCUGGACAAAGAAAAUGCUGCACCUACAAGCUUAGUCACUGAAAAGCUUCAGCUGCUGCUCUCGACAACACACUCUCAAAUGGAGCAGCAGCACAAAAAUGAUGAUAGACCAUCUGUCUUGGACAGCAGCAAGAAAUUGUCCAAUGGCACAGGUACAGCAGUGGUUUCAAUGAACCAGUCUUAUGUGGACAGGAAUGAUGUAGGUAAAGGUCCUGCACCUAAAAACAAAGUUGAUGUGCAGACUACUGUGAAUGGUUUGCAAAAAGCUGAAGAUAACAAAAGUUCAGGCAAAAAGAAUGUUCAAAACAUUGGAGAACCAGGAGGUGGCAACAAACCCACUGUUAAUCCCAAGACCCCUCCAUCAUUUGUCAAGGAGGCUACAACAGAAACCACUCUGAAGAUUGCUCCACCUGGACCAACUGACACUGAUGGAACAAAAGCUUUGCCAGGUCAACCUCCUCAAGGGCUGCAAAAGUAUACGGGUGUGUCACCAGAUCUAUCAAAAGACCUGGGUGCAAUACCUCCUGCUUCUAGUUCGGGCAACCUUGACUAUGGCCAUGUGAGGGAGCCUGACUCAGAAGAGGAGCUUGAGCCACCCCUGCCAACACAGAAAGGCCUUGCCUCUGCAGCCAGUGGGUCAGCACCCUUAGGGGUGCAGCCCAUGGGGGGUUCUGUUGGAGGUAGUCGUCCAGAAAAGCCUCUUGAUGCCUCUGCAGCUGCAGGCGCCAUGCUUUUCCUGCCAGCCCAGGAUGACAGCCAUUUUUUUGCCUACUUCUUGACUGCAGUGGUGCUUUGUGUGGUUGGGUACUUGGCCUUCCAUAACAAGCGCAAGAUUCUGGCUCUGAUUCUGGAAGGCAGGCAUGAGCGCCAGAGGAGGCACAACGGACACUACAGAAGGCUGGACAAUGCUGAUGAAGUGCCAUCUGGCCGCAAAAGUCGUGGAAGUUUUUAGAAACAAGGACCUUGCUCUAGUCAGAUUACUGUGGCUUACUUUAAGAACUGGCAGCUGGAGCUGCGCAUGCCAACUAUUGUGCAACAACUCGUGGCCACCUGCAACUUCAGGAUACAACAUUCACUGACUUCCCUGCCUUAGCCAUAAGCUUUCAUUUUGUUCUUUCUGAAGAGAAUUUUUGUGGCAUGAUGGUGUAGCUGUGUUAAGGUAGUGAACUAAUGAGUGUGGCUGGCACGGGCAGUGUUCCUGUUAUUCCACUCCUGAAUCUGUGCUUGACAAGAGCUUGUGACUGUCUGUACAGCAUACAUGUCAGGCUUAGUGUACAGGUCUAGUCACAAACUCUAGUCAAGCAUACUGCUGAAUAAUAAUUUUAGUUUCUGUCGUUGAGUUCUAUGUUGAAGUACACUUAGAUUUAGUGCCCACAACUCUGCUGUCUUGUAUGUAUGUCCUUGCAAAGUGUGUAAGAGCAACAGUGUUUGCUUCCAGAAGAGGGUUGUAGCGCCAAAAAAGACAACACAUAGCAAGCGAGACGGGACAGGCGCAACUUCCGACUGUUUAUUCACCGCGUAUGCGAAUGAAUGUAAGGACAAAUCAAGAUGGGUAGCAAGAACCACACAUGCACGCGAGGGUUUUUUACAAAAAAAGCGGAUAAAAUAUAGGUGAGGCACACACGUAUCUCAUGCCCUUGUAUCUAAAAAAGUAGUUUCAUUCUUAUAAAUGGAGAUAGAUGGGGCGCUAACACAAUCGCUAUAGUUUCUUUUAAUAUAAAACGCCUCCAACAGUUCACGGGUUCUCUGGUCCUUACUUCUGUUUAAAACCUUUGCUUCUUUCAGCCUUGCCACACACUUGUCAAUCUAUCUACCCAUUUAUCUCCAUUUAUAAGAAUGAAACUGCUUCUUUAGAUACACGGGCGUGAGAUAUGUGUGUGCCUCACCUAUCUUUUAUCCGCUUCUUCUGUAAAAAACCCUCGUGCGCAUGUGUGGUUCUUGCUACCCAUAUUGAUUUGUCCUUAUAUUCAUUCGCAUACACGGUAAAUAAGCAGUUGGAAGUUGCACCUGUCCCGUCUCACUUGCUGUGUGUUGUCUUUUUCGGCGCUACAACCCUCUUCUGGAAACAUGCACCAACUAGCCCCCCAACAAGUAUUAAACAGUGUUUGCUUUGUGCUGUGACACUGUGGCAAGCUGUGCUCGACUGUUGGGGGUUUUUAGGGUUUGCUGAGUCACGAAUACUUUCUCAGUGGACUUUGAGUACUGCAUGCAGCAAUGAGAUUGGUGUGCUGGUAUCUACUGGAUGAACCAACACUGUACCAGCAGUACUGGUUAGUGCAGUGUAGUACAGUACAGUAGUACAAAGAACUACCAGCACUGCACUGGGGCCCACCAUAUAUUUUUCUUCCCAAAAGUUAAUGCCACCGCCACCAAAAAAAAAUAUUGGUAUCUCUGAGCUUAGAAGGCAAGGUAAUAAUAAAGGUUGAACUACUUUUUACCCAGAGACUAGAACAAAGUAUAAAGCAAGAGGCAAUAGGUUGGGCUCUUUUUGCUUCCGCUAUCGUGUAAAUUCUGUCAUACUCAGUUGAUCAAAUUUUUGCUGUAUCAAGACUUUGAACAAUUUUUUUUGUAGAGUAAUGCAACUAUAGAACAAACGCGCUUCUUAUUGUUGGCAUUUCAAAAACUGAACGUUCAUUGUCCAGCUGUAUAGACUAAGACAUAUGUCUUUCUGGUUUGCUUUCCGACUGGAUGGCAUUACAUUUUGGCGUUACACAUUGUGUACCCCAGUAGCAUGGCAAUAAUAAGAAUUCUGAUUAAUCUGGAUUGUCGAUUAACUAUCGCAGCUGUUGGUUGUUUAUAUUUACCCGUUUGAGAUUCCAUUUGUGUCCUUGCUGUUUUUAUAUAUGUAUAUGUGCACAGUACGUAUGCAUGUUCUUAGCAGAACAAAUGGUGCGAACACAACUCAUUCGUAAACUAUAAAACAGUGAUGAAAAACCAUUGGUUUGGUGGAUUAGCUCCUUGAAACACAUCAUUAUGCCUGAAGACAGUGGUGCACUUAUUUAGAAUCAAGUUAGGACACUUUUGAGCAAAGAACUUGCUUUUUUUUUUUUCAGCACAAUGUUUCAGUUCACAGUAGCACAGAAUUUAAGGGAUGAGGGGAGGUGCUCCUUAAGUAGUUUGUGCCUGAAAGGUUAAAUGUAGCAUUUUAAUCAUUGACUCAAAUUUUACAGCAGGUGUAGUUUGUGUGAUGUUGGCCCAUGUGUAUUGUAGCUGCAGUAUUAUGGUGCACUUGCUUUGAAACAGUUUAAAUAAUUUGAAUCAGAAACACCCUUUUUUACAUGUGUAAAUUCGUUUAUGUGGCUUAUAUAGUUUUUUGUCAUGUCUCUUGCAUGAAGCUAUAUUAAUUUGGCUCCUGCUGUACUUGCUUAUAAGAGAAGUAAAAAUUCUAAGAUAUGUAAGGGGAAUGACCACAGUUUUUUACUUAUCUUGGUUUUACCUCUGUGUGUGCAUGAUGCAUCUUUCACUGCUCACAUUGUGUGAAACCUAAAGUAAGGAAUGUGUUGUUAGUUUGUUGAGCAGAAACAGUUUAGCAAAAGCCCAAAAUUCAUCACAUCCAUGUGGACAUGACACUGAUGAAGCAGUGGGACUUUGAAAGCACAGGAAUGUGUUUUGUUCACAAUAAGUGUGGUGCACACUCAAAAAUUGAGUUCUUCGGUGCAAUGAAUGAUUUAUAGUGUCAGCCUGCACAAUUGUUUACGUGUGUCCGAGUCCUGCUUUGCUUGUUGUUUUCAUUAAACAUCUUUUUUUUUUUGUCUUUUCGUAUGUUUAUUUGUAAAGUUACCAAAGGAAAGUUAACAAGAAAUGUUACUGCUACGUAGAAUGCUUUCCUUGUUUCUCUUUAGACAUUGUUGACUGGAGACAGUUUAAAUUGAAGUAUUAGGUUAGGAAACAUCAAUAUCUCAUCUCCAAUUGUCAUUUAAAUUUAAGUUGCAACAUUGGCACACAUUGUCUGCAUACAGUUGUACUACGUACAUCAUGGGUUUUUUGGCAUAGUGUCAUGUUAUCUUGAUGUAGUGCCCCUUGUUGUCAAGACUCGUAAUACUUGCAUGGUACUGCAUAGAUACUUUUCUCACUUUCACUUGUGCUUUUCUUGCAUUAGUUCCUUUAUUUGUAUUUCUGUUUCACUUUGUUAACUGGUUGUGAUUCCAUGUUGUGCCUGUAAAAACCCAUGCACAUUUAGAUGCAGCAGUUUAUAUGGCUCAGCUGCAUGGAAGUUUUCAAUUUAGUUUGCACAUUAGCGCUGGUAAUGGUGUGAACGCAACCAUAUUGUCCGCUAAGUUACUGCAAGAUGUUACUUGCCCCCCCCCCCCCCCCCCCCCCCGUUAUUUUAUUUUCCAGGGCGUUUUUUGCAUUGUUUUUAGUACACUGGGCAAGAGAAAUGGUGACAAUUUUCUUUCAGAGUCAACAUCACUCAAGCUUAGCCCAUACAUUGCACAGGUCUCUAAACUUAUUUCUGUCAUACACUGGUAAUGUAUUUGCUUUGUUAUGUGAAUAAUGAAGCACAUAAGAUAUGGCUCAUUAAUUUUUAUAGCUGUAUUUCUGAAGGUCAUCUGCUGGACACUGGCCUUCAAAGUUAUUUGUGAAUCAAUGUUCUGGAGCAUGAUGCAUGCACCUGUCUUAUCUUCUCUUUAGUAGACUAGUCUGCUAGCACUGGGUCACUUUUCUACAAUUUCUAAAUGCCCAUGUUGCUUGCCAAUCACUGUGUAUUCUUAAUGAAACAUGUCAAAGUGUGUUCUUCCCUCUGUGCUUGAAAAGCAACAAUCACUCAACCUUCUGCAAAGGGUGUGCUGAUUAUGUAAAUACUGUACAACAUCGUGUGUCAAGCAUUUGUUUGCCAUGUGGCAAAACUGCCCUAUUCUGAGAUGGAGUAUAGAGUUCACCUGUGUACAUUGAUUUGAAAGCGAUUUCUGCAUCGAGUAUAAAAGAAAGUGGUAGAACUUGUUAUUGAAA